This is a messenger RNA of Rotaria socialis, 288 nucleotides long. Lineage: Eukaryota; Metazoa; Rotifera; Eurotatoria; Philodinida; Philodinidae. The record is from the annotation of a GenBank genome assembly.
AUGACAUCAACUGAGCCAAAGCUGCUUGUUGAAGUACCCGAUCAUCACAUACAUAAACGUGUCGUAUUUCGAAAUCAAGCUCAUUGGAUUCUUGAAGCGAUACGUUUACCUGGCUUUUCAAUUGGUAAUCAACCAAUUCUUUUUUCAUUCAAUGAAACAAAUGAAAAUUCUUUUAAAUCGUCUAAUACUACGUCAAUCAAUAUUUCUCAACAACAACCAACUCCGUUCGUUAGCUUUGUUUUUAACACAGCGACAAUCGUUCCAUCAUCAACUGGAUACAUCCGAUGA